AUGGCCAUGUCCUUCGUUCGCCAGGCGUCCCUCGUGGCCCUGCUGGCUUCUUCCGCCUUCGCUCAGACGUUCACCGACUGCGACCCUACCAAGAAGACGUGCCCCGCCAACGCCGGCCUCGACAAGUCCACCUACACGGUCGACUUCACCAAGGGCGCCGACACCGCCGCCUGGACCACCGCCGCCGGCAACAUCACCUACGGCUCCGAUGGCGCCGAGUUCACCCUCAACAAGAAGGGCGACGCCCCCACCAUCGAGACCUCGUGGUACUUCUUCUUCGGCCGCGCCGAGGUCCUCAUGAAGGCCGCCCCCGGCACCGGCAUCGUCUCCUCCGUCGUCAUCGAGUCCGACGACCUCGACGAGGUCGACUGGGAGUGGCUCGGCGGCAAGAACACCGAGGUCCAGACGAACUACUUCGGCAAGGGCAACACCACCUCCUACGACCGCGGCGCCUUCCACACCGUCGCCGACUCCCAAGGCACCUCCACCAACUACACCAUCGACUGGACCAAGGAGGCCGUCAAGUGGUACAUCGACGGCGCCCUCGUCCGCACCCUCAACUACGCCGACGCCCUCGGCGGCCAGAACUUCCCCCAGACCCCCGCCCGUUUGAGGCUCGGCAUCUGGGCCGGCGGCGACCCGGACAACAGCGCCGGCACCAUCACCUGGGCCGGCGGCGAGACCGACUACACCAAGGCCCCCUUCACCAUGACCGUCCAGUCCGUCUCCAUCACCAACGCCAACCCCGCCGGCAGCUACACCUACGGCGACAAGAGCGGCAGCUACGACAGCAUCGUCCUCGGCGCCGCCUCCGCCGCCGGCGACAGCACCAACUCGGGCCAGAACGACACCUCCUCAGGUAACAACUCUUCUUCUUCUCCCUCCUCUGCCUCCGGCUCCGUCUCCGUGACGGCCUCCUCUGGACUCCCCGCCGCCUCCGCUUCGUCCGGCCCGCUGAAGAAUGGAACCACCACAGGAGGAACGACGAUGCAGCCCACCGUCGCGCCCACGGCGACGCAGUCCGGCGCUGCGGCGAGCGCGAGCGCCACCGGCGCGGCCAACGUCCAGGCCGUCGCUGGCAGCGCCCUGUUUGGCGGUAUCCUUGUUGCGCUUGCUGGUCUGUUUUAG
This is a messenger RNA of Colletotrichum chrysophilum, 1128 nucleotides long. RefSeq names its product copper resistance protein (gene CRF1). Gene Ontology annotation, cellular component: fungal-type cell wall. Gene Ontology annotation, biological process: fungal-type cell wall organization; carbohydrate metabolic process. Gene Ontology annotation, molecular function: hydrolase activity, hydrolyzing O-glycosyl compounds; glycosyltransferase activity. The record is from RefSeq and is a predicted model, not a curated record. The transcript is spliced from 2 exons. Bases 1 to 1128 code for a protein of 375 amino acids. NCBI's taxonomy places the organism in Eukaryota, Fungi, Ascomycota, Sordariomycetes, Glomerellales, Glomerellaceae.